AUGGAGAUGUUGGUUGAUGUGCUUGUUGACCGUGAGGAUGAUGAUGAUGGUCUUGUUCCUCCAGCUGCCAGUACGGCCGUCUGGUCUAGAAACGGUCAAGGAUCUUCAUCUCCCAGUUACGAGCCACCACUGCACUCACUGCAAAGUCGUAUCGAGGACAGAUUGGAGCGCCUGGACGAUGCGAUCCACGUGUUGCGGAGUCACGCGGUCGGUCCGUCCACAGCGAUGCCCGGCGCUCACGCGGACAUGCACGCAUUGAUCCCUCCAUCACACUCGCACAACGGGGCCAUGAGCGGAUACAGCGCUGGACUGCUGCCGUCCAACAGACACUCGCUCAUGGUGGGCCAUCGUGAGGACAGUGUGGGUUUGAGGACCGGUCAUCCCAUAGUGACCAAUCAGGGGUCGGUUCCUGUGCCGUCGGCCACUUCCCCCGACCUCAGCCAGCCCGACCCGUACAGGGCUCUCUCGGGUGGUCUCCAGGGUCAGAGCACCUCGUCUGUGAGCUCUGAGAUCAAGUCUGAGGAUGAAGGAGACGAGAAUCUUCAGGACAGUAAAUCUCUGGGUGCCAAGAGCAAGGAGGAGCUGGACAAGGACCUGAACGCUUUAGAGAGGUCAAGAUCUAGCAACAACGACGACGAGGACCUGACGCCGGAGCAGAAGCUGGAGCGCGAGAAGGAGCGGCGGAUGGCGAAUAACGCCCGCGAGCGGCUGCGCGUGCGCGACAUCAACGAGGCCUUUAAAGAGCUGGGCCGGAUGGUGCAACUCCACCUGAAGAGUGACAAGCCCCAGACCAAACUCCUGAUCCUGCACCAGGCCGUCGCCGUCAUCCUCAGCCUCGAGCAGCAGGUCCGAGAGCGUAAUCUCAAUCCAAAAGCGGCGUGUCUGAAGAGACGAGAAGAGGAGAAGGGGUCGUCGGACGGUGCUGCGCUCUCAUUGGCCGGUUCCCACCACAGCAUGGGCGAGGCGUCCAAUCCCAUGGGACAAAUGUCCAAGCUGCCAGAAUUCAUCAAAAUGAUGAGCGAUCACUUCCUUUGACAGUGUUAUUUCUGCCCCUGAACGCCACUCAAACAAUCAACCAAUCAAUCAAACUUCCACCUGACCGACCAACUUCUAUGUGUUCCUGUUCCUCACGCCAUCUGUGCGGAUAGAUAUAUAUAUACUGUAAAUUACGGAAACAUGGCAGAGUCACGUGGGAUGGCUGUCCAUAUCUUCCUCCGAGCAUUCCCAGUUCAAAAAGAAGACGUUUUUAUGCACACACACACACACAAAAGAUUUGAAGGUGCAGACAGACGGAGGAUUCUUCAAACAUAUCAUGAAGUUGUACAGACGUUUGGAGGUCGGCUCGAGACCAGCCCUCUGAUUUCAAUGGCAAUCCUGUCCACACUGUGGAACUUUUGUAGCUGUGCCUCACGGAACUCCCGGCGGAAGAAUAGAACUCUGAAAAUUCCCAAUCGGAACCUUGGGACGAGAGGGGCUGUCAAUCAAACGCACGACGGAAUUAGGCUGUAGAAUUUCACAAAACCGUUCGCAAUAAUGUUAUUUUACUUCUUUCCCCCCCCCACCACAAAAUAGGACGUCCAGCUGAAGGUCUAGAGGCCGGAACGUUCCUUCACCGGACCGUCUUUGCUCUCGAAGACCUCGCGCUCACUUUAGAGAUUCGUUAGGUCAUUUCUCUCUUCGUUCAUUUGUUCCUUCUUCUCUCCUCAAGCCCUCCCGGACCCCGAAGAUGCAAUUUUAACAUGACUAAACUUCAACCAACGUGCCUUUUAGAGCUCAUAUCAUCACAACUGGAGGAGAACAUUAUCAGAACUUUCUAGGAUGCAAGCUUAGGAAAACGUUAGUCAUUAGGUCUAUGCAGUCAGGUUUUUUGCGGCCUGGGAUUUAAAAAAAAAACACAAACAAGUAAAAAGGUCAAAAAAGUAUUUUUUUGGGAUAAACUGUAUUUAAUGUACUGUAUGGCUAUAUGUAAUUAGAAGGUGUGUCCACCCCCUCGUGGCUCCACCCACAGCCCCGCCCACCUGUCACCACGUCGUUAUUGAGCAUUGUAUUAUAGAUAUCAGCUUUUAUGAAAACUGGCUUGUUGUUGAGCCGCUGUAGUCCUCAGUACAAAUGUGUGGUCGUACGUGUAAAAUGGCUUUUCUCUUUUUUUAUCUCUCUAUUCUUUGUCUGUACUGGUUUCUCUGUCAAAAAAGGUUAAAAAAAAAUAUGAUUACGAACCCGCAGGCGAUCUUUGAGGAUCGGCGGUGGUUUUAUCAACAGGAGGCACUGAAAGUGGACAUAAAGUCUAUUAGAAAAAUCGCUAUAUAUAAAUGUAGAAAUAUAUACAGUAUAUAAACAAAGGAGAGUCCGACGGAAAGGAGAGUUCACGAGGAUCGAUGUUUCUUGCUUUCUGGAGACGUCCGAGAGAGACGUGUGACUCUGUUGUGAUAUUUUUUUCAUAAAGUCGUCGCGAUCGUAACGGGACCGAAGUGCCGCUCUCGCUAAAGCUGCGGCCGGCAAAGGGAAACACGGACAUUUGUAAAUUGUACGCAACAAAUGCAAACUUACCAUUAUUUUGAAAUUGUGUAUGUAAAAGUUAUAUUUUUACAUGUAGACUGUUGUUAUUUUGUGUUUAGAAAUGCGUUGUAUCAGUUUUUUUUUCCUUUCUUUUUUUUUGGGGGGGGGGGGUCAUUGUGUGUUGAAACGUGUCACAUUGAAAAUGUAGUGAGAACAAAAGCAAAAAAAAAAUUUGUUUAUAUUUCUGGGGACAUUUUUCUUUUCUAAAGGUGGGUGGUGGGGUCGGGAAGCAAAGCUAUAUGAUAAUUCUCUCAUCCACAUUGUCAUUUUUUUAAUUGAGUAUUUUCUGUGUAAAUAGAAGUCACGAGCAGGGCUGACGACGUUUGUUUACUGCGUUCCUGCCGUUGAUCAUGUGGCCUGGUCAAGACGUGAUUGGUUAGCGUUUAACGUGUGUCAACAAUCAGACCUUAAUUUACGUUAUCACUUUUUGUAAAGAGACUCGUGACACAUCGCUGAAAGAAUCGACUCGAAACGACUUUGAAAUGACGACUCGGAUGCCCUCACACUCAAAAAAAAAAAAAACUCGGGCCUGAAUUUAAGAUCGAUGUCUAUGAAUUGCGUAUAAAUAUUCCAUGCAUUUGGAUGAUGCCGUUUUAACAUACAAACUAUGCAUAUUUGUCUACCCUACAUUAAUGAAACAAGUCAGAUUUCUGUAAUAAUACCAAUAAACUGAAUGUGUUUUUAAUGCAAAGUAACCAUGUUUAUAUUUUUAUCCUCAAUAAAUCAAAUUUGUUUACUCUA
Messenger RNA from Pimephales promelas (fathead minnow), 3297 nucleotides. NCBI's taxonomy places the organism in Eukaryota, Metazoa, Chordata, Actinopteri, Cypriniformes, Leuciscidae. The record is from RefSeq and is a predicted model, not a curated record.